Messenger RNA from Striga asiatica, 570 nucleotides. The record is from the annotation of a GenBank genome assembly. Lineage: Eukaryota; Viridiplantae; Streptophyta; Magnoliopsida; Lamiales; Orobanchaceae.
AUGCACAGGACAUAUAGGAAGAUUGCACGGCUGGUUAGGACAGCACUGAUGAUUACACUCAGACCGGGUUCAGUGAGUACGAUAUCAGAUGCACUUCUUGCAGCAUCGGUUGCAUCAGCAACAGCUAUUCCAAUAUCGGCCUUUUUAAGAGCAGGGGCAUCGUUCACCCCAUCACCAGUCAUCCCACAUAUAUGCUUCCGAGCUUGCAAACGCUUGACAAUUUCGUACUUGUGCUCUGAGACCAAGAACAUAAAAAUUUCCAAAAUAUCCAACACAUCAUGGGAAAAAGGGAAUACAAACGAAGAUGUACCAGGAAAAACACCAGCAAAGCCAUCGGCCUUUUCGAUCAAUUCAUCGAUCGGUAAAGCAGCAAUGGACUCGUCUUUGUCCUGUCCUAAUAAAGAAGAGGAAGGAUACAUGUUUGUACCCAUUCCCAAACGACGCCCUAUUCAGAGCCCUUCGGAUUGUCUCGGCACUAUCAUGCCUAGGAGGAUCAAAAAGUGGCAUGAGCCCAAAAAAUUGCCAUGGACCUCCUGGGCUCUCUUUCCUUCCUUCAGGAACUUCCUGUAG